Messenger RNA from Vicia faba (fava bean), 1617 nucleotides. Lineage: Eukaryota; Viridiplantae; Streptophyta; Magnoliopsida; Fabales; Fabaceae. The record is from the annotation of a GenBank genome assembly.
AUGGAUGCCACGCUCUCCGUUCUCAAGGAUUACUUCGGGUUUAUGAGUUUUCGACCUUAUCAGCAAGAGGCUAUUGAGAAAAUUAUUGAGAAAAGGGAUUGCUUGGUAGUUAUGGCUACUGGUAGUGGCAAGUCAUUGUGUUAUCAAGUGCCUCCGUUGGUUGUGAAAAAGACUGGGAUAGUUGUAAGCCCUUUAAUAUCAUUGAUGCAAGAUCAGGUUAUGGCUUUGAAACAGCGAGGUGUCAAAGCUGAAUAUCUUUCGAGUGCUCAGAAGGAUUAUACUAUUCAGGGUAAAGCUGAGCGUGGUCAAUUUGACAUUCUGUUUAUGACUCCUGAGAAGGCAUGCACAAUUCCUACCAGUUUCUGGUCCAACUUGCUAAAGGAAGGAAUUAGUCUUUUUGCUGUUGAUGAAGCACAUUGUGUAUCAGAAUGGGGGCAUGACUUUAGGGUAGAAUACAAGCAGUUAGACAAGUUACGUGGUGUUCUGUUAGAUGUUCCUUAUGUUGGUCUAACUGCAACGGCUACUGAAAAGGUUCGGUUUGACAUCACCAAUUCCUUGAAGAUGAAUAAUCCUUACAUUGUUGUUGGUUCAUUUGAUCGCCCAAAUCUUUUCUAUGGUGUCAAGCAAUUUAACCGAGGACAAUAUUUUAUUGACGAGGUUGUUGAAGAAAUUCCAAAAGAAGUUGCUAAUGGUUCAACUAUUAUUUACUGCACAACAAUCAAAGAUGUAGAACAGAUAUAUAAGUCAGUAAUGAACGUCGGUAUAAAUGCUGGAAUGUACCAUGGCCAAAUGGAUGGAAAAUCACGAGAGGAGUCUCACAGAUUAUUUGUUAGAGAUGAAAAGCAAGUCAUGGUGGCUACAAUUGCCUUUGGCAUGGGCAUAGAUAAACCUAAUAUAAGAAAAGUGAUUCAUUAUGGCUGCCCUAAAAAUCUAGAGUCCUACUACCAGGAAAGUGGGAGAUGUGGUAGAGAUGGUAUAGCUUCUGCUUAUUGGCUUUACUACACAAGAAGUGACUUUUCAAAGGGUGAUUAUUAUGCUGCAGAUUUAAAAUCGGAAAACAAAAAAAAAACGGUUACAGAGUCAUUGCUUGAAGCUCAACGCUAUUGUUUGACGGCAACUUGCAGAAGAAAGUUCUUGCUAGAACACUUUGGAGAAAAAUUUGCAGUUGAUCGAUGUGGAAACUGUGAUAAAUGCACGGUCUUGAGGCAACAUCGUGACAUGUCUAAAGAAGCCUUUCUUCUAAUGGCUUGCAUUCAUUCAUGCAAGGGAAGAUGGGGCCUUAAUAUGUCGAUUGACAUCCUGCGCGGUUCUCGAGCAAAGAAAAUAAUGGAAGCUCAAUAUGACAAGCUUCCACUUCAUGGACUUGGGAAAGCAUACCAAGCAAAUUGGUGGAAAGCACUUGGACAUCAAUUGAUUUCUCUAGGUUAUUUGAAGGAGUUUGUGACUGAUGUGUACAGAAAUGUAAGUGUCAGUUCAAAAGGAGAGCAAUUUUUGGCCUCAUGUAGACCAGACUAUCAACCUCCUUUGGUUUUUCCAUUGGUUGGUGAGCUCGCAGAAGAGGAAACUAGAAGCGCAGAAGAAUUCAAAAUUUUGGCCGCUUCAGAAUCUGAAGGCUGA